GCCGUGUUGUUAGUAGAUUUUUCCUUAAUAUACACAACUACUCUAUCAAUUAGUUCCUUCCCAGGCACACCCCAUUUCCUUUCAACCAUGUCGGAUAUUGACGUAUGUUACAGUAUAUCAUAAAAAGUAGACUACACGAACCUAGUCUUAUAUAUUUAAGUUCAUUCUUAAGAAAUUUAUUGAUCAACAAAAAUAGACUAAGAGCUGGAUUGUGCUUAGCAUAUACAUACAUGUUCUUUACACUAAGACUAGUUUGUAUUGUUUGAGUGAUUCUGAUUGCAUUUGGCAUAUAUUCUUAUGUUUUCUUGAUGUAAAAGCUGGUGACAUAAAGGACUGGUCUUGUUAAUUUCUUGGUUUCAGGAAUGGAGGCUGCAGAGAUUGUACUGAGACCUCUCUUGUUUAGUUUUCUCUUUUUGUUGUAUUCUGUUUUGGUAAAAAGCUAGUCUUUUGCUGCUUCUUUUUUGUAUAUUAAAGCUACAUAACUCCAUUCUUGUUUAUUGAUCCACUGGCUCAGACUUUGUUUCUAGUCUCCAAACUCAAAUUUUCAGAGAAAUUAUGAAACAAUGAUGUUAUAGAGCUAGUGAUUUUUAGAAGAACCUAUAAUUUAAUGGCUGACCAACACUCAUUACCAUCUCCAACAAAUCAAACAACACCCAUUCCAUUGCUUUUUGGUUCUCCAAGAUUUUUCAGUGGAUCAUUCAGAAAGGGUACUAGUAGUAUCUUUGAUUCUGAAACCAUGAUGAGUCCAACUUCAAUUCUUGACAGCAAAAAGGUCUCAACUUUGAUUAGCCCAUUUGGCUAUGAUCAGAACUUGUCAAAACCCCAGAACUCAUCAUCCCAAGAAAACAAACACUCACCUGAGAAAGGCCUUGGCCUUGCUCUUGUUGACUCACUAAAUGAUGACAAAAAUCCAGAGAACUUCAAUUUCAUCAAACCAAAGCUAAAGAUUCAAAUCCCCACUCUUCCAUUGUCUGUAUGUUCACCAACUCUAUCACCAAAGUCUCCUGCUGACUUUGGGAUCAAGACCCCGAAUCGGAAUUCGCCAUUCUUGGGUUCAAAGUCUUCUUUUAAGGGACUUAACUCUAUUGUUCAAGCAAGUGAUUCUUUGAAUUCUCCUACAGCAGCACUGACUCUGAGUGAAAUGGAGCUUUCUGAGGAUUAUACAUGUGUGAUUUCCCAUGGGCCUAAUCCAAGAACUGUUCGUAUAUAUGAUAAUUGUGUUGUUGAAAGCUGCAAUGGUGUUGCUGGGAUGACUGACUUGAAGAAAGAGUCUAGCUUGGAAUCACCAUCUCAGAGUUUUUUAAAUUUAUGCCCCAGCUGCAAGAAGGAUCUUGGUGAUGGCAAAGACAGGGAUGAGGAUGCUUUGUCCAGUAACAAAUGUUUAUGCCAUGAGAUGAUCUUAUCAGAAGUGAAGAACAAAGAAAUGAACAGUGGUAUGUAGGACUUGAUUCAAGCUACAGAACUCCGCAAAAGUGCUGAAAUUUUCAGCAGCUCAUACUGUUGAGGGUGAUAAGAUCUCACUUAAUAAAGGUCCAAGGAGGAAUAUAUAUCUAAUCUGUUUUAAUGUUCAUUCACAUUUUGGCUUCUCUCCUGCAUAUUUAGACAUAAAAGAGAGAGGAUGUAAAUUAGAAGAAAUCUCAAACUUUGUUUCUAAUGAAAUUUGAGUGGUCUAUUCGGCUAUUCUCUUUUGUUUUUAA
Daucus carota subsp. sativus is the source of this 1697-nucleotide messenger RNA. RefSeq names its product FCS-Like Zinc finger 8. NCBI's taxonomy places the organism in Eukaryota, Viridiplantae, Streptophyta, Magnoliopsida, Apiales, Apiaceae. The record is from RefSeq and is a predicted model, not a curated record. The transcript has 3 exons. The coding region runs from base 608 to 1441 and encodes 277 amino acids.